AUGGUGCUGCCCGACUCACCCCGCGCGUCGACUUGCAACCCGGUCCCCGGCUUCCACGUCUACCCGCAGGCCUCCCGCCUCUCCGGGGAGUGCUCACCCGACGUGAGCGUGGUCGCGCCUUCCACGCCCGCGCCCGCGCCCAUCGACCUCAAUGCCACCCCGGUGGUCGGUGGCUCGUCGUUCGGCGGCACGAGGAAACGCGCGCGACAGACGCCGGCCGGCGGGCUCCCGGACGCCCGUAACCUGUUCGAGGAAAUGCCGUCCGCCGUCGACGAGGACUACAUGCAAAACCUCAUCUUCGAGGAUGGUGCACCGGGCGCUGGCUACGAUCCCGACGAGACACAAAGCCAGGACGGUCGCGGGGCAUUCACGCCGGCCGCUGGCUAUGAUCCCGAUCAGGCGGCCUUCAUGCGUGAUCAGGUCGGCAUCGACCUGGAUGGCUUCCCCUUUGACCACGAGUUCCCGGAGGACUAUGGGCUAGAGGAAGAGGACGAGUGCGACAUCGAAGUGGAGUCUUUGUUCGAGGACGAGCUCGCCAACCAAACCGCCGGUCCUAAGCCAAAGCGCAAGAGCAAGCGCACGAAGGCGUACACAGCUGCCGAGGACAAGCUUAUUUGCGAGUGUUGGCGAGACAUUGGACAAGACCCAAAGACGGGCGCCGAGCAAAAGCAUUCGACCUUUUGGACUCGUGUGCACCGCGAGUUUCAUGAUCGCAAGAAGUUUCCACCUUACCAAUUUGUGAGCACGCGCGGGUGGGUCUCCAUUUCCAAGCGGUGGAGGGUGAUGCAACAAGAGUGCAACAAGUUUUGCGCCACCCUUGAGAGCGUCAAGGCCCGCCCCGUAAGCGGCAUCGGCGUGCAAGACAUGGUAUGAUAGCAAGCAAGCCGCCCUCUUUUGUGCCAUCAAGAUCAUCCUUUUAUGUCUUCAUUUGCUAUCACUUGCCCAUAUGCUUGCAUGGAAACAUUUUGUAGGCAUUUCAAGCUUUCGAGGCAUUCAAGGUUCAACACAAUGGCAAGUGCUUCAACCUCUCCCAUUGCUAUCGGGUCAUCAAGGACGAAGAGAAGUUCAAGGCACAAUA
Molecule: messenger RNA, 1078 nt
Organism: Triticum aestivum (bread wheat)
Lineage: Eukaryota; Viridiplantae; Streptophyta; Magnoliopsida; Poales; Poaceae
Exons: 1
Coding region: 1-873 (290 amino acids)
Source: RefSeq, a predicted model, not a curated record